Venustampulla echinocandica is the source of this 2292-nucleotide messenger RNA. RefSeq lists its product as uncharacterized. The record is from RefSeq and is a predicted model, not a curated record. Lineage: Eukaryota; Fungi; Ascomycota; Leotiomycetes; Helotiales; Pleuroascaceae. The transcript is spliced from 2 exons. Bases 1 to 2292 code for a protein of 763 amino acids.
AUGCCUCGAGAAAGCCAAUACGACUCGGAGCAACUGAGACAACCGAUUCCGAUACGAACCUGGGACCGGACGAGUGAGGGUGAUAGAUACCAACAAGCAUCUCAUGUCCUUCAUCGUGUUGCUGAGGAUGUCUCACCUGUGUCGGCAGCCAGUCGAGACGAGAUAGCUCCAUCAGUGCCAGCGAAAUCAUUUAGCAGAUCGGGACCUCAUGCCAGCAGCAUCUAUACAAGAGCUGGUUUUGCUGAACAUCAACCUCAGGUUGUGCUUCAAGUUCCAGCAAUCAAACGGAAGCCAGUUAGAGCCACUACCCAACCUCUACCAGCGCCGUUAUCGACCGAAAACCUGGGAAUUCACGAUGAUAUGUCUAAUGAGCAACAGCACCCACCGCAACCAUCCAACAAUAAAUCUUCUCGCUGGCCCCAACUCAUCGGCAAUGUUUCCUUUCUAUUCAUCCCUGUGUUAUUCCUCACGCUAGGCUUAGUCCUCGGGAGCCUUGAUGGGAAACCAACAAACGAGAGACGGCACUGGAACACCUACCAGAACUUAAUGCAAAUUGCAGCGACUUUAUUUCCAAUUACUUUCGCCCUCAUUACAGGGCGGGCUGCAGUGAAAGUCGCAGCAUAUAUUCUUCAAAAUGGCACGACUCUUGGGAAACUUGAACAGAUGAUGGGAAGCAAGACAAUUAGCGGUACAAUUGGCACCCAGUUUCAGCUCCGGUCCUUCAAUGCUCUUGGAUUAUGUCUUAUAUUGCUGUGGCUGCUAUCGCCCAUUGGCAGUCAGGCAUAUUUGAGGCUGGUAUCUCCUGGCCUAGACUCCAGAACAAGCCCUUCGUUGGUGCCAUACUUUACAACAGACACACAAUCAAUGUUUGCUGGUGGCGAUUCUAUAUCGUCUGAUUUAGUGCAAUCUUCAGUCUUCAGAUCGAUGUUUGCUGCAGCGCUGCUAAGCCCAUCAGAUUCGAAGACUGGACCAAUGGACCUUUGGGGUAAUGUUAAGAUUCCGUCCCUAUCGUCUCUACAGCCUAUUACAGGAGGUGAUUGGGUGACGCUGUCGCCUAAUGAUUCAGUCGUCUACUCAUCUUUGGUAGGAAUUCCUAUUGCUGCCUCAGGGAUUGGGACGACGGAUCUUUCUAUCGAGUCGAGUUAUAUAAAUUUGAACUGCGGAACUCCCAACAGGAUGUCAGGAUUUAUGAAUUUGCAACCCUUCUACCACGAUAGCAACCCCAACAGCUCCCCCUAUUCUGUGGAUAACGGUACAUGUCGUGGCAUCGAUUCCUCCGUUGCCUCCAGUGUCUAUAAUACCACUGCAACAUGGUCGAUCGGCUUAGACUCAUUCGUCUCUCCCCACUUCAACGGAAAUUUAUCGACCAAGUCAUCGUCGAAAUCCUGCCAACCAGGGAGCCAAGGAUAUAUUGCUUCUCCCUGUUCCCUGCGGAACCUCUCUCCAGCAGAGGUCAGACGAGGAACACUCCUAUUCCAGUCUUUGCAAGUAGCUCCCGAUGAGCGCUCUACGUCACCUAGAGUUGAUGCUGCGUUUUGCCAGCUGAAUCAAGUCUAUGUAGAAUCUCAAGUGACUUGUACCACUACAGCCACUACCCCACGAGUUUGCCGUGUCGUUGCCCAACGCAACUCUCAAGGUCACCACGCACCAUCAGCCCUCACGCCACUCUCGUUUCCAGAGAUAUUCCAAGCAAUGUCGCUCCAUCUUCCCCGCUCAUUUGGGACUGAAGAAUCCUCAUCCAGAUCCGACCCAUCAAUCUACUACAUCAGCAAUCCUUCCCCAGCAGCCAUAACCACUGCCACGGGCCCAGUCGACCUAUCACAUACCCAGCCUCAGAUACUCUCUCAUCAUCUCGGCCAGAUCAUCAACACUUACUACACGCUCAGCCAGGCAUAUCAACUCAUUACCGAGGGCUCUCCUCAACAGCUCCCGGAUAACCCCACGGCUAUCUCAACUAUCAGGUUCUCGGAAGAAUUGUACCAGGUCGCUUGGCCAUGGUUCGUAUUUCUCAUCAUCUCAAUACUGGCCAUGUUACUCUCCGGUCUUGCUACAGUCAUUCUCUCCCUGCAAAUCCGGAACCCCGAUAUCCUUGGGUAUUGCAGCUCUCUGAUCCGGGAUUCCAAAUACAUUGAUUUGCCUAUCGAAGGAGGAAACGAUGAUGGCAUGAAGCGGACGAGAAUGAACUCGGACCUGAGAUUGACGAUGGGAGAGGUUAGGGACGCCGAGAAUUCUCACAUUGCUAUCGUGAAGGAGGAGGACAUGGUUUCAACGAGGAAGGAUGGCAGGGUGUAA